AAAAGGAGGAGGAGGGUGAUGAGGAGGGAGAAGAAGAAAGAGGAGGAAGUUUUUGAAGGAAAGGAGGAGGAUUAUGAAGGAGAUGAGGAAGACAAUGAAGGAGAGCACGAAGACUAUGAAGGAGAGGAGGAGGACUAUGAAGAAGACGAAGAGGAUGAAUUCAAAGAGGGGGACAAGGAGGAGGCUGAGGACGAGGUCAAGGAGCAGAAGGAAGAGGACAACAAAGAGGAUGCUGAAGUUGCUUCUGGCGCCUGUUCUCCUGAGCAUAGAGUGCAGGAUAUUGCUACUCAGUGUAAACAGGAAUAUUUUUUCCGAGAAAGUAUCCCAAUGUCUGUAUUAUGCUUCUCUGAAGAAGUCGCUGAAUAUAAGUAUGAAAAUUCUGAUGAAGAGGAUCAAGAAACUGGAGGCAAGAAGGAGAACGAAGAGGAUGAAAAUGAAGAACUGGGUGAAGGACUCAGAAAGGAUCUAGACUCAGCAGAGGACAGCCCCAUCAAAAAAUCCAGCUUGGAGGCAAGAAAGAAAUAGAUGGAGAAAGAAGAAAUUAAUUUCCUUUUCGUGAAUUUUCUAGUUUUCAGUAGCUCAAACCACUGUUUUUGUUAAAGUUCAUUACACAAAAUGAUACCAACUGAUAUCUGACUUUACUCUUACCUAUUACACAUAUA
This is a messenger RNA of Callithrix jacchus (white-tufted-ear marmoset), 662 nucleotides long. RefSeq lists its product as uncharacterized. The record is from RefSeq and is a predicted model, not a curated record. NCBI's taxonomy places the organism in Eukaryota, Metazoa, Chordata, Mammalia, Primates, Cebidae.